AUGGCAUCUCAAUUUUUAAUAUUAUUAGCAAUUGUUUGUUUGGUACGACUUGGUUGUACUGAACGUAUGUUGAUUUUGGACAAGUUCGAAAUGCCUGAUAAUUAUUAUAAGAAUGAUUUCUUGGGUGUAUCAAUUGAAAAGCCUGAUGGAUGGUAUAGAGUACCUGAUGAAAAAUUACGUUCAACAUUCCUAAUAGCUUCUAAUCCAUCGUUUUAUGAGAAUGAAUCAAUAAGUGAUGUUCUCAAUAGAACAAAUAAUACUCUAAUACCAUUAUUUGGUUUCAGUGAAUAUCAAUUAAGUGUUCAAAACGGAAAAUUUAAUCCAUAUAUUAUUGGAUUUGUUACAAGAUUAAGAAAUGAAACAGCGAAAGAAAGUGAAUGCGAAAGUUUUAUUCGUUUAGACGACUUUCUUGAUAGUACAAUACUAAUUAAAGACGCGAGUACUUGUUUUGAAGUUAAUUUCAAUGGAAAAAUAUAUUAUAGUGAAGAAUUAUAUUUAAAAAAUGGCAACAAGUAUUAUAGACAAACUCAAUAUGUUAGACGUAAAAAAAAUAAUUAUGUCUUUACAUUUUCAUUAUUUUACGACGAUAAAAUUAACAAAAUUCAACUUCAUAAUAUUAUGAAUACAUUGAAAUUUUCGGACGAAUAA
Adineta steineri is the source of this 648-nucleotide messenger RNA. The record is from the annotation of a GenBank genome assembly. NCBI's taxonomy places the organism in Eukaryota, Metazoa, Rotifera, Eurotatoria, Adinetida, Adinetidae.